Molecule: messenger RNA, 5123 nt
Organism: Girardinichthys multiradiatus
Lineage: Eukaryota; Metazoa; Chordata; Actinopteri; Cyprinodontiformes; Goodeidae
Gene: npc1l1
Product: NPC1-like 1
Exons: 21
Coding region: 167-4144 (1325 amino acids)
Cellular component (GO): membrane
Molecular function (GO): lipid carrier activity
Source: RefSeq, a predicted model, not a curated record
AAUUAGUUAGAUGGAAAGGCGAUAAACGAGGACAGCCCAGACAUUGAAACCUGCUCACUGUUUUUGCCUGAUGUGUAUCUCAGAAGGACAGUGGUGAUUAUUAAACGCUCAAUCCUCCUGAAAUUGAGGAUUCUGAUUCACCUGUUGCUGAAACACUCCAGGAAUAAUGCUUUAUGCAGCGGUUCUCGUCACGUUUCUGGCAUGUCUGGUGUCUUCAGAUGUUGAACACCGACUGGGUUACUGUGCCUUCUAUGAUGAGUGUGGUCGUAACCCAACUGUGGGAGGAAGCCUCAUUCCUCCCAUUGUCCCAUGUCUCAAUUACAGCAAAGCCCGGCACCUUACAGGAGAACACUACAAAAAGCUUAAAGAGGUGUGCCCCAUGUUGGACCAGGGAGAAGGCAAAACAUAUGCCUGCUGCAACAUACAACAGCUCAGUUCUUUGGAAAGGAGUCUGACCCUGUCCAAAGCUGUGCUGGUCCGCUGUCCAUCCUGUGCGGAGAACUUUGCCCACCUGCACUGUGUCACCACCUGCAGCCCCAACCAGACACAGGUGGUAAAUGUCACAACGGUCACCAACGUAACUUACUUGAAUAGGUCAAGGGAUGCAGUGGUGGCCUACCAGGCGUAUAUCAGUAGCUCUUUUGCGGAAGGCGCCUUCCAGUCUUGCAAGAACGUCAGGAUUCCAGCCACAGGAGGCUUUGCCAUUGCCACCAUGUGUGGUCGGUAUGGAUCCAAGCUGUGCACAGCCCAGCGUUGGUACGAUUUCCAGGGCGACACCAGUAACGGCCUAGCCCCACUGGACAUUGACUUUCGGCUGCUGAAGGAGAAUGACACUACAGGACUACCAGAGGGGAUUGUUCCUUACAAUGGCCGUGCUUUAGGGUGUAAUGAGAUGACGACAACAGGUGGGGAGGCGUGCUCCUGCCAAGACUGCCUAGAUUCCUGCCCGCCCAUGCCACCUCCACCUCCGCUCCCUGAGCCCUUCAGAUUGCUGGGAGCAGAUGGAUUUUUUGUGAUUUCUAUGAUCUCACUCUGUCUCCUAAUAUGUGCCUUUGUGCUUUACCUCUUCGUGUAUUACUUUAUGAAAUCUCAAAAUGGAAGAGAUAAGGAGAAAACAAGAAGAAAAGGGAAAAGCAAAGACGAGAACAGUAAUGAAGUGGGUCAGCCCGUUAUUAACCCAUCUGAGGUGUCAUGUGCAGAUGAAACCAGCUUGGCAGCUCAAGCUUUCAUGAGUAAACAGUUUCAGCGUUGGGGAACCCUCAUGGCUUCUUAUCCCCUCACAGUUCUCUUGGUGGCGGCCAUUAUUGUGGUGGUUUUCUCUGUUGGCCUCAAGUCCAUCAAGCUCACCACUGAUCCGGUUGAGCUGUGGUCCGCUCCUAACAGCAGGGCCCGGCAGGAGAAGGACUUCCAUGACAGACACUUCACUCCCUUCUUCAGGACUAACCAGCUGAUCCUGACAGCACCAGGAAGAAAAGGCCACAUUUAUGACUCUUUGCUGUUCGGGAAGCAGAACUUCAGCGGGCUUGUGUCCAAAGAUCUUAUCAUUGAGCUGCUAAAUCUCCAGAGAAAAAUACAGGAUAUUGAGUUCUGGUCAGAGGAUUUGAACCGCAGAGCAACCCUAAAGGAUGUAUGUUAUGCACCGCUAAACCCAUCCAACGCCUCCCUGACUGACUGUGCGGUAAACAGCUUGCCACAGUACUUCCAGAACAGCCUAGACAACAUUAAUGCUAAAGUAAAUAUGACUGAGCUGGGAGUAACCAAGGAGGUAGACUGGAGAGACCAUCUUAUCUACUGCCUCAACUCUCCACUGUCCUUCAAAGACAUCACUGAUUUAGGAAUGAGCUGCAUGGCCGACUAUGGAGCUCCAGUAUUCCCAUUUCUAGCAGUGGGAGGCUACAAGAAUGACGAAUUAACCAACUCCGAAGCCUUCAUCAUGACCUUCUCCCUCAACAACUACAUUCGGAACGACCCCAAGUUCAAAGUAGCUCUGCAGUGGGAGACAGAGUUUCUCAAAAUUGUCCAGGACUACCAAAGUGACCCAGCUGCCAACUUCACCUUUGCCUACAUGGCUGAGAGAUCUCUGGAGGAUGAAAUCAAUCGGACAACAGCAGAAGAUAUCCCCAUCUUCAUGAUCAGCUACGCAGUGAUCUUUGUUUAUAUUGCAGUGGCACUGGGAGAGUACUCUUCAUGCAAACGCUUACUGGUGGACUCCAAGUUUUUAGUGGGUUUGGGAGGAAUCCUGGUGGUGGGCUGUUCGGUCCUGGCCUCCAUGGGUUUCUACUCGUGGAUUGGGAUCCCGUCUUCGCUGGUCAUCCUGCAGGUCGUGCCUUUCCUGGUGCUCGCUGUUGGAGCUGACAACAUCUUCAUCUUUGUUCUAGAGUACCAGAGGGAUGUAAGGAGGAAUGAAGAGACCCGGCAGCAGCAAAUUGGCCGUGUGCUUGGACAGGUUGCUCCCAGCAUGCUCCUGUGCAGUCUCUCAGAAUCUGUCUGUUUCUUUUUAGGUGCCUUGUCCACCAUGCCAGCCGUGAAGUCUUUUGCCCUUUAUGCUGCUCUGGCCGUGUUAAUGGACUUUGUCCUCCAAAUCACAGCAUUCGUAGCACUGUUGUCCCUAGAUGCUCGGCGUCAAGACAACAACCGCUGUGAACUACUUUGUUGCGUUACUGUGUCGACACAUCGUCCCAAGAAGCCAAGUGAGGGCUUUUUGCUGCCUUUCAUGAGGAAGUACUAUGCCCCCGUCCUGCUAAACCAUUUCACCAGGAUCAUAGUGAUGCUGGUUUUCAUCUUCAUGCUGUGUGCUUCAAUAUUCCUGAUGUUGCAUGUGAAAGUGGGACUGGAUCAGGAGCUGGCAAUGCCAAAGGGGUCUUACAUGCUGGACUAUUUCCAGUACCUCAACAAAUACUUUGAAGUUGGCGUUCCUGUUUAUUUUGUAACAAAGAAGGGAUUCAACUUUAGCACAGUGGAGGGCAUGAACAGCGUCUGUUCCAGUGUGGGCUGCAAUCAGUUCUCGAUGACUCAGAAGAUCCGGUAUGCCACAGACUACCCUGAACGAUCCUACGUGGCUAUUCCUGCUAACUCAUGGGUGGAUGAUUUUAUUGACUGGUUAAACCCUGGAUCCAAAUGCUGUCGCCUCUACACCUCUGGUGAUAAAAAUGGAACUUUCUGUCCUGCAAACAUAUCUGCUUUACUCUGUAGAAAGAAAUGCAUGCCGAUUCCUUCAGAUGGUGUUGUCAGGCCCUCCAUGGAACAGUUCAACCGCUUCCUCCCUGAUUUUCUGGGUAACAGGCCUGACCUGCAGUGCUCCAAAGGUGGUCUUGGAGCCUAUGACACGGCAGUGGUGAGAGAUGAAGAUGGAGAAAUAAUAGCCACCCGGUUCAUGGCGUAUCACAUUCCGCUGACCAACUCUCAGGAGUUCACAGCCGCCCUGCAAAAAGCCAGAGAGCUGGCCCACGAUAUCACAGAGGACAUGAGGAAGAUUCCAGGCACCUCACCUGACUUUGAAGUAUUUCCUUACACGAUAACCUAUGUGUUUUAUGAACAGUAUCUGACUAUUGUGAAAGAAGGGCUCUUUAACAUCUGCCUUUGCCUGCUGCCGACCUUUGUGGUGUGCUGCUUGCUGCUGGGUAUGGAUCUGCUCUCGGGCCUGCUCAACCUGCUCACCAUUAUCAUGAUCGUCGUGGACACUGUUGGGGUCAUGACAUUGUGGAGCAUAGAUUUCAACGCAGUGGCCCUGAUCAAUCUGGUUACGGCAGUGGGUAUCUCUGUGGAGUUUGUGUCCCAUAUGACGAGAUCCUUUGCGCUCAGCACUAAGAUGACACGUAUUGAAAGAGCAAAAGAGGCUACAGCCAGCAUGGGCAGCGCAGUGUUUGCCGGUGUUGCCAUGACCAACUUGCCAGGCAUCCUCGUUUUGGCGUUUGCCAAAGCACAGCUCAUCCAGAUUUUCUUUUUCCGCUUGAACCUUGUCAUCACUCUUCUGGGGAUGGCCCACGGACUUGUGUUCCUCCCUGUGCUACUCAGUUACUUUGGUCCUGGUGUAAAUAAAGCAGUGCUGCUGCGGCAGCAACAGACGGCCAAACAAGAACAGGAGACGAGGAAUAAAAUGAGAGAAGUGUAUGAUAACAUCACCUUAACAGAGUAUGAAAUAUAACAGGAAUCUGAUUCAAACUCCAUAAAAGCUUCAUCUGACGUCCAGGAACCCUCACAAAUAGAUGACAAAAAGUAUAAAAAAAGACAAGCAACAGACAUAAGAAUGCUUUUCUCCAAACUCCUGCGUAAUAUAUGGAGCAAAUGUGGACCUAGAGAAGGACACAAAGCACCCAUUAAGUCACGUAUGUAGCUUCAUAUGAAAAUCAUUAACCCAACUUUGUACCUCGUUCAGAAAUGGACCUCUGGGAAGAAUGACAACAUAAAGUAGUGCAAUAUUUGUACCAAUUAUGCAAAAGAAGACUACUGCAACACAAUGCUUUGUGUGAUUUAAGUAGAUUUUUUUUGUACUGGAUGUGGUUGGUAACCCACCUUUUGCCUGUUGAGUGCUGUAGAGAGCCACCAGCAUUACCUGGGUGUAGAAUGGAUGGAUGAAUAAAUAAAUGGUACAAUGGGUGCAAUUUAGUGCACAAUUUACCCAGAAGCCUGGCUUAGAGCUUUAACAGAGCACACUCCAGCUUUUAUUUGUCUUUUUCAUUGUGUAUUAUGCAUGAAAUGUGCAAUCAGCAAAGAAUGUUUAUUAAAUAUAGAAAUGUCUUUUUUUUCAAUGAAUGAGAAUUUUUUUUAUUCUUAUUUUAAAAAAUUAUUAUUGUACUUAAAAAAUUGGUAGGUAAUUAAAAGUUACCAAUAUCAUGUGGAAAUGUUUAUUUGGUUCUAACAUGUUUUUAAUUUAUUAUUUUUACUUUUUUUAUUUACUUACUCACUGAAAAAGCUGCAAUUGUGUGCCUCUACAGCACAAGUCUUUAUCAUGCAUUAAAACAAAAUGCCAGUUUGUGCAUUUACAAAAGUACUGAGAGGAUUUAUCCAAGAUUGUUUGUUUUCCCAUUGCAAUAAAGUUAGAAAGAGAAUAUCCUUGUACAUUUAGUGAAGUUGUUAAAAAAGGCUUAAAUAAAAUGAAAAUAGACAUAUUGUUCUGCUAAAAA